CCGUUUAUAUCGCCUGGCCGUCGCGGGUUUUCAUUGGUCGAGAGGCGGCGUUGACCAUCACUCUAGGGCGAUACUCCCGAACGUGCCGACUACAAGAGCAAGGGGCAGCUGUCAGCGCCGAGUUUCCUUUAUUUCCACACACUUAACGUCCAGCCCGAGCUUCAUCCACCAUGUCUUCCACCUCGCUGACCGCUGUGAUCCGCAACUUCUAUGACGAGUACAUGAAGAACACGCCCAAGAAGCUGAAGAUCGUGGACGCCUACCUCUCAUACGUGCUGAUGACGGGCGUGCUACAAUUUGUUUACUGCUGUCUGGUCGGCACCUUCCCCUUCAACUCCUUCCUCUCGGGCUUCAUCUGUACGGUCGGCUGCUUCGUGUUAGGAGUGAGUCUGAGGCUACAAGCAAACCCCCAGAACAAGGUGCAUUUCCUGGGCAUCUCCCCCGAGCGAGGUUUUGCGGACUUCAUCUUCUCGCACAUAAUCCUCCACCUCGUCACCAUGAACUUCAUCGGCUGAGCUCCUCCACGCACCACCUCCACCAUCAUCGUCUCCUUCUUAUCCACGUCCACUUCUCCUGAUGGUGCAGUUUGGUUGUGGUUGUUUUUGUUGAGUAUUCGGUUUGGUUGUUUCCAUUUUCUCACUCUUGUGUAUUCCUUCUCUCCCUUUUGCACCUUAUUUGCCAUUUCCUCCUCUCUCUGUUCUCCUUUUCUUCUCUGUUUGCCUUUUUCUGGUUAUUGUGAAUUUUGUUGAGUACUUUGUUUGGUUAAUUCUGUUUUCUCCUCUUUCUGUUCUCUCUCCUCUGUUCAUCUUUUUGUCUUCUGCCAUUUCUUCCUCUUUCUCUGUACUUCCCAUUUUCUUCCUUGUUUCCCCUUCCUUCCUCUUGUCUCAGUCUCUCUCUCCUCUGUUCAUCGUUUUGUUUCUCACCAUUUCUUCCUCUUUCUCUGUACUUCCCAUUCUCUCCUCUGCUUCCCUCCCUUCAUCUUAUUUCUGUCUCUCUCUCACUUGUUUGGAUCCAGUUUACAUUUGUUUAUUACAGUUUCCCCCUUUAUCUGAUGUCCCUUUCUCCUUUAUUUACCUUCCCUUUCCUCUUUGACUCUCUCUUGGUGGGUUUGAGUCCUGUUCAUAUAUGUUUCAUUACUAUUUCCUCCUCUGUGAUCUCCCUCUCUCUCUCGUUCUCCUUCCUUUUCCUCCUACACUCUUUCUAUGUAUGUAAGAGUCCAGUUCAUUUGCUUUUUUUACCAUUUCCUCUGCUCUUUCAUAUCCCUUUCUCUCACGCUCUCCUUCCUUUUCCUCCUCCACUCUUUCUGUGUAUGUAAAAGUCCUGUUUAUAUUUUUCUAGGGUAUGCUUUCCCUUGUGUGAAUGGGGUUUGAUUCUACUACAAGUUUGAGGCACAGAGUUUGUUUGUUACUGUUGAGGAUGUUGAGUAUAGAGUGAGUAACAUCAGCAUCACAUCGGUCUUCACGGUUUUGUAAUCUAUAAAGAGGUCAGUUACACACAAGAUUUAUACUCUGGCAACUAUUCUUAAAGGUCCUACUGGCACUAUAGACAGAACAUAGGAAAAUAAAUAUAUACUGUGUGCUUAGUGUUCAUGAAUAUUCCAAAUAUCAAGAGCAGUGUUUACUUACUUGCCGACAUAGUGAGAGAAGGGAAGAUUUUCAAUGCCCGUGAUUUGUACCUUAAGUUCGGGUCAGUCGAGGAGAGUGCUGUGUUGAUGUUAAUAAGAAAACGGACAUUCCUCA
Molecule: messenger RNA, 1739 nt
Organism: Eriocheir sinensis (Chinese mitten crab)
Lineage: Eukaryota; Metazoa; Arthropoda; Malacostraca; Decapoda; Varunidae
Gene: Dad1
Product: dolichyl-diphosphooligosaccharide--protein glycosyltransferase subunit DAD1-like
Exons: 3
Coding region: 171-515 (114 amino acids)
Biological process (GO): protein N-linked glycosylation
Cellular component (GO): membrane; oligosaccharyltransferase complex
Source: RefSeq, a predicted model, not a curated record